CGAGACAAAAGGCGCUCGCGAGCCGGUGGGCGAUCCGUUCAAAUCCGUACCCAAGACGUCAGUCCUCCCAAGGGUAACGUGAGGGGCACGCGGGUGCGUAACUCAAGUCGCGAAAGCAGGAAAAAAUAGCUACCAAGGCCUCCGUCAAUCCUCGUCAAUGGGUUAGGUAGUAAUCAAUCCUCCUCCUAUCUUUGCAUUCCUUUUCCUUCCUUCCCUAGAGCAAGACUCGGGAGGUAUUCCGUGCUAUUCUUUGCAUAUAUAUACGCGUCCUUUAUACCCAACGCCAACAAGGGCUGGACCCCUCGCACCUUGACGGUCGCGCAUUGGCAAAUCAGAUGACGGUCCAAGACGAAGACCUCGAACGGCGUCGAUACAAGGCGCCGUACAGCAACCACCGACCUAUACCAACCAUUCAAAAGUACCAGCAAGAGAAGGAGAAACGGCAAGCAAAGGCUGGCGCUGGCGAUGGCUACCCACCACCAAAAGGGCAAGAGGGGGAGCAGGAGGAUACGGAUACCGCGAAUCGAUACCUAUACUCGAGAGAGCAUAGCGAUGUCGACUCGGACAACUCGGACCUCGACAACCCUGCCCACGAGAAAAAGGACCGCACCCAGCACUUCAAAAAGAAGCUUGUCGGUGGUGGCGCCCAUGACCCUUCAGACUUGAUGAACGACACAUCCGAAGCUCCCAUCCAAGACCAGGAUCCCAAGCAACGACGCAAAGCUUUGGGUAAAAGACAACGUAAAGGCGAACGCGCCUACCGAGAGGUCACCGACCCCGUCACCCAUCUUCCUGUACGCAUCCACGACUUACAACCUGGAGACUUGAAGAGAGUACCUGAGAAUCUGGGGCCACCUGGCUCCGAGUCAAGGUCGGCGACAGGCUUGCAGAACAAAAGAAAGACCGAUGACAUGCUGGCUGAGGAAACAGAAGAAAGUGGACGACAUCACGCCGCGCUCGAGAAUCUCUUCCCACCACCAGACUUUGACGAGAUUAAGAAUCGGCUGAACAAGAUUCAAAAGCUAGGAAUCACAAUUGGUGUCGUCGCCGUCUUUGUCGCCAUUGGAGCUUACAAGGCUAUGGGGGCUUUCUUCUUUGCGCGGAAUGAUGCUCGCCCUGGCGUUUCGUGGUCAUUCCUUUGGCCGUACAUCUCCAGUGGCUUUGGUACCAUCUCGCUACUCGCUCUUACGGUGGCUGUCAUAUUCUGGAUUCAGAAAUGGACCGAUAGACAAGUCAAUAGGCUGUGGGAGGAAGAGAUCUGGCACGCCGAUAAGCACACGGCGAAGGAUCACGACGGUAAAGAAGAGACGACUCAAUGGCUCAACAACAUCCUGACUUCGCUUUGGCCGCUUGUGAAUCCCGACCUUUUUGUUUCGCUAGCAGACACUGUCGAGGAUGUCAUGCAGGCUUCGCUUCCGUCAGUUGUCCGCAUGGUCAGCAUUGAGGAUAUCGGUCAGGGUAGCGAAUCUAUGCGCAUCCUGGGUGUCAGAUGGCUACCCACCGGUGCUGCUGCCCGUUCAGUCGGCGCAGAUGGAAAACUCAGCUCAAGGCCGCAGGAAGAACAGCACAACGAUCGCAGUGUACCUGGUGAAUGGCAGGUCGACGAAAACGCAUCUCCCGAGCAGGCCCAGAAUCAGGAUCAAACCUUGGACAACGCUCAAGGACCCAAGAAGAACCGAGAACAAGAAGAAUCGGAUGACAAGCAGAUCGCCGAAGGCAUGGAAGCAGAGGAGGGCGACUUCAUCAACAUUGAAGUUGCAUUCGCCUACCGAACUCGUUCUACCUCGAAGAAAUUCAAGGAUCGAGCAAAGCAUGCGCACUUAUACAUCUCUUUCUACUUGCCCGGCAACAUCAAGAUUCCCGUAUAUGUCGACUUGCGAGGUUUCGUUGGCAUCAUGCGUUGUAGGUUGCAGCUCACGCCGGACCCGCCGUUCUUCGCCCUUUGCACGUUCACUCUUCUUGGACAGCCCAACGUCGACGUUGCUUGUACGCCUUUGACAAGAAAAGGUCUGAAUAUCAUGAAUCUGCCAGUCAUAUCGCAUUUCGUCCAGACUGCGGUUGAUGCUGCUGUGGCUGAAUAUGUCGCUCCCAAGAGCAUGACCAUCAACCUUCAAGACAUGAUUGCUGGUGAGGAUUUCAAAAAGGAUACCAGAGCUCGAGGUGUGAUUGUCGCCAAGAUCAAGCGCGCUUUCGAUUUCAAGGAAGGAGAUCCUGCCAUUCCCAUGAUCAGAGAAGGCUCGGCUGACCCGUACGUUUCGGUCGGAUGGGCCAAGUUCGUCAAGCCAUUGUGGUCGACUCGUGUCAUUCUUUCUGAGAUGAACCCGCACUGGGAGGAGACUGCGUUCAUCCUGGUCACACCUGAUGAGCUGAACGUGGAUGAAAGACUCCGCGUACAGCUUUGGGAUUCUGAUCGCUUUACUGCAGAUGAUGAUCUUGGUCGCAUCGAAAUGGACCUUAAGGAGUUGAUCCGCAACAAGGAAACCAGAGGCAGAAUGUCCGACCGUGUUGAUGGAUUCAAGGCUCUACAUGCUGGUGAAGGUCUUCCUGGAAAACUCGAAUGGAGCGUUGGCUACUUCCCCAAGGCCCACAUUGUCGAGGAGCAGCUCAAGCGACAAACCGAGGAACCCGAAAUCAGAUCCAGGGACGCACUGGAGAAGAUGGUCGAAGAAUCUGCCAACCGGAAGCUUCGUGAAGCUAAAAAGGAUGAAAGCAGAGAGACGGAACAGCUCAAGCUACAACAGUACAAAGAGGUGGAGGAUGCGAUGAUCAUCUCCGCACCGCCCCUUCACGACUACCCCAGCGGCAUUCUGGCCAUCCAAAUUCAUGAAGCUACUGGUUUGGAAGUACGUGCACACCACAACGCUGCUCGCUACAACGACGAUCCAGAGCCAAGCGGCUUCGAAGAGCAGGGCGAUGAACUCCCAUCCUGCUACUGCAACAUUAUUCUCAACCACCAAAAGAUCUACCGAACACGAGUCAAGCCCAAGAACGCAAAACCCUUCUUCAACGCAGGCACCGAGCGCUUCGUUCGUGACUGGAGAACCGCCGAAGUCUAUGUCACCGUCCGAGAUGCUCGCGUCCACGAAGACGAUCCAGUCAUGGGAAUCGUCCGACUCCCUCUGAUCGAUAUAAUGAAGAAGCGCUCGCAAGUCAACAACACAUAUCCCCUCUACGGUGGCGUAGGCUACGGUCGCAUCCGUAUCAGCAUGGUCUUCCGUAGUGUUGAAAGCCAAUUUCCCAAGGAACUACUUGGUUGGGAUUGGGGCACGCUUAUCAUCGACCCACGCAUUACCUCCUCCGCCUCUUUCCCUUCUGACCUUCAAUCCUGCCGCCUGAAGGUCCAAACUGCGAUCACGGUGGCGCAUAUGAAAGCGCACAAAGAUGAGCAUGCAUGGGCUAGUCGGCAUAACAAUGGCAUUCAUCUAGGCGUCCGCCGCCGCUACGCCAGUUGCCUCAUCAUCCAAUUCCGCAAAGAUGCCUCUCUGCGUGACAAAACCGCCGCCUUUGCCGUGCUUUGGCUCUGCGAGAUCCCCGACAACGAAGACGUUUCUCUCUCCCUUCCAGUCUGGAAAGGCGACUUGAAGCGCGCUACAACUUGUAAAUUGGACUCCUACGGCGACAAAAUGGGCGAGAUAAACAUCAAGCUCAAAUUCUGCAGAGGCUUGAGCAGAUAUCACAAGAGAUUGGCCAAACACGAUAAACACCUCGCCGACGUCAUGGAAGUUGUGGAAACGGCAAGAUUCCAAAUGACCAACAGUGAAGCCGACGACCCCGGCGCCGUCAAGAACAACAUUGCCAAAAAUGGGGACGGCGAGGCUAAAGGCCUUCAAGACUCCACAGGCGCAAAUAACGGCAGUUGCCCGCACGCCGAAGGCGACAGUUCCGACCACUCCUCCUCCUCCGACUCUUCCUCCUCCGACUCCGACUCGUCCUCCACAACCACAGAAUCCCUCUCCCACCGCGAAAGAAUUAAACGAAAACUAUCCCACCACCGCCACUCCAGUAUUUCGAAACUCACCACUGGCACCUCUGAAGACAAGACACAAAGAGGGGAAAACGGAAGUAGAAAUGUGGUGGACUCGUAUCAUGAGUACAGGGAACACAGUAAACAGAUCAAUAGGAGGCACAGAGGUGUCAUGCAGUUCAAAAGUGCGAGGACCAUGUGGUGGAUGAAGCACAAGGCUGAGCAUUUGCAAGAUAAAGUGCAGGGGAUUUUUGAACAUCAUGAGAGAGCUACGGGGAUAGAGAGUGAGGCGUAGGGAAAGGGAGAGGAAGUGGAGGGUGAUAGGGGUGUAGAUGGAGAUGGAAGUGGAGGGUGAAGCACCUAAUAGUGGUAGAGGUGG
This is a messenger RNA of Aureobasidium pullulans EXF-150, 4343 nucleotides long. RefSeq lists its product as uncharacterized. Bases 336 to 4259 code for a protein of 1307 amino acids. The transcript has a single exon. The record is from RefSeq and is a predicted model, not a curated record. NCBI's taxonomy places the organism in Eukaryota, Fungi, Ascomycota, Dothideomycetes, Dothideales, Saccotheciaceae. Gene Ontology annotation, molecular function: lipid binding.